AUGAUCUCCUGCCUCGUUGGUCUGCUCAUCAUGGCCAAUGCCGCCGAUGAGAUUGAGAAGAAGUCGUUCCUGGAGGCGCAGAACAAGUGUGGGGAGACCGCCUUGCACCACGCGGUCAGGCGGGCCUGCAUGAUGCAGAGCAAACGCGAUGCAUCCCACAGGAGCAAUAGCGUGGAUUGCAUCGACAAGCUGAUGACCAUGGAUCCAUGGCUGGCCUGCAUUCCAGAUGAUGAUGAGGACGGUGCUUCUCCGUUGUACCUGGCCAUCUCGUUGGGAGAAAUGGAGAUUGCACAGCGCCUGUCUGACAAGAGCAAAGGCAAGCUGUCCUACUCCGGACCAGGUGGACGAAACGUCUUGCAUGCGGCAGUUUCCUGUGCAAAUAAUGUCCAAGCAUGA
Panicum virgatum (switchgrass) is the source of this 396-nucleotide messenger RNA. RefSeq lists its product as uncharacterized. The transcript has 2 exons. Gene Ontology annotation, molecular function: protein binding. The coding region runs from base 1 to 396 and encodes 131 amino acids. The record is from RefSeq and is a predicted model, not a curated record. NCBI's taxonomy places the organism in Eukaryota, Viridiplantae, Streptophyta, Magnoliopsida, Poales, Poaceae.